Messenger RNA from Xenopus laevis (African clawed frog), 3365 nucleotides. It is a transcript of the gene gde1.L, whose product is annotated as glycerophosphodiester phosphodiesterase 1 L homeolog. The coding region runs from base 139 to 1026 and encodes 295 amino acids. Gene Ontology annotation, biological process: ethanolamine metabolic process; phospholipid metabolic process; glycerol metabolic process. The transcript is spliced from 6 exons. Gene Ontology annotation, molecular function: phosphoric diester hydrolase activity; glycerophosphodiester phosphodiesterase activity. The record is from RefSeq and is a predicted model, not a curated record. Lineage: Eukaryota; Metazoa; Chordata; Amphibia; Anura; Pipidae. Gene Ontology annotation, cellular component: plasma membrane.
CUGGGGCUUCUGAACUACAACUUCCAGCGUUCCCAAGCCGGCCGCACAUACAUUGGGACGCUGGGAGUUGUAGUUUUUAGAACGUCAGGACGCUUGAUUUUUGUUUAGAGGGUCCGGUUUCGUGUCUGUGGGUUCCGUAUGGUUUUAUCUGCCCCCGCCAUGCUGUGGGGUGAUGGCCUGUUGGUUUCAUUCAGUACCAUUUUCCUUGUGGUGCUGUUACUAACGCGAAACCCGUUUGUUUCGUCCAUAUUUACCGGCUGUGUCUAUCUGCUGCUGUUUUUCUGUAGGUUCGAACCGGUGCCACAAUCCCGGGCCCUGCAGGUGCUCAAACCAAAGGGGAGGGCGGCUCCGGUAGCCCACAGAGGCGGGGGACACGACGCUCCUGAGAACACCCUGGCAGCCAUCAGAACCGCUGCACAAAAUGGUGCAACUGGAGUCGAACUAGAUUUGGAGUUCACUGGAGAUGGAGUUCCUAUCCUCAUGCAUGAUGACACAGUGGAGAGGACAACAGAUGGGACUGGGAGACUGCAAGAUCUCACCUUUACUGAUAUCAAGAAACUCAAUGCUGCAGCCAAGCAUCGCUUGUGGAAUAUGUUUGAUGGAGAGAACAUUCCUACUCUGAAGGAGGCAGUUAGAGAAUGUUUGCAUCACAAUCUGACAAUUUACUUUGAUGUCAAAGGCCAUGCUGAUCAGGCAGCUGAAGCCCUCAGACAUCUCUAUGUCGAGUACCCAAGUUUAUAUAACUGCAGCAUUGUAUGUUCCUUUGAACCUUCUGUUAUUAUUAAAAUGAGACAAGCAGACAGAAACGUUGUCACGGCUCUGACGCACAGGCCUUGGAGCCUCAGCCACCUUGGAGAUGGCACCCCACGCUACAACACCAUAUGGAAACAUUACUGGUACAUCUUAAUGGAUGUCUUGUUGGACUGGGGUCACCACAACUUCCUGUGGAAUCUCUGCGGAGUCUCCGCUUUCUUAAUGCAGAAGAAUUAUAUUUCCAAGAACCAGGAAGUUAGAAGAAUGGAGUAGCUUCAAAAAGUAUGUCCAGAGCAAGCCCUAUUCAUUAUGUUGAACAAGAGAAUCGAUUGCAUCUUAGGGCAGUGGAACAUGGAAACAAGGUACCUUUACAUUGCAGCACACGGAAAUCACCUCUCUGAUUGUGUAUUUGUGAGAAACUACAAAAGGAAGCAUUUUUACAUGAUUACGCAAUUGAAGAGAUUGAGACUACAACCUCACUUGAGCUAUGGUCAGAUGUGACUCAAGCUCCUCAAUUUUUCCAGUUGAGGCUUGUCCUGUCACUUGUGGAACACUGCGUUUCCCUAUGCUGUACCAGAACACAAAAAUACGUUGCUGCAUAAAGCCUGAUAUACUAAACACAUAGGCAGGCAAGGAAAGGAAUGUUAUUGCCAUUAGCCCUUAUCACUUGAAAAAUCUGUGUAAUGUCAUACAGACAGCAACUUAUUGAAAACUAGCUACUAGCUGAGAACAUGGAAAUAUCUGUUAUCCAACAUUAGUCCUUCUCUAAGCCUUUCAUUUCUAUUAAAGGGGACUGUAAUACCCUGUUUGUUAUGAAUACAUGUAAAGCACUGCAAAACUUGCUGGCACAAUAUAAAUAAUUGAUGAUGAUAGUGAUGAAAACUAUAAUCACCCAAACUGUAUUGCAUGCUUUAUAAUCUUUUGCACACAUAGCUUAACUACAUUUUUCUUUUUUGGAUGUAAAUGGUUUAUGAAUGUGCUUCCUUAACCAAGCUUUAUAUUCCUCGUGCAAACAACCCAGUCUGCUCUUUGUCAUUAGUGCAUGUAACUUGCUGGCUCAUGCUUGUAUCAUCUGUUAGUGACUCAAGGCAUGUGUGCAAUUUGUACUUUUGGGAUGUGUACUUAAAUGGUGCUUAUACAGGUAUAACCUGGGCUGUUGCCCAUUUUAUUUAUUUUGACUGCAUUGUGAGAUGGUCAAGUGAAGUGAUACAGCUACUGCAUGGUCAGUGCCUACUAGCAGCUCAGACCCAGAUAUAAUGUCAGUAGGUAGUGCUUGCUAGCAGCUCAGCCCCAGAUAUAAUGUCCAUAGAUAGUGCCUACUAGCAGCUCAGCCCCAGAUAUAAUGUCCAUAGAUAGUGCCUACUAGCAGCUCAGCCCCAGAUAUAAUGUCCAUAGAUAGUGCCUACUAGCAGCUCAGCCCCAGAUAUAAUGUCAGUAGUUAGUGCUUACUAGCAGCUCAGCCCAGAUAUAAUGUCAGUAGUUAGUGCUUACUAGCAGCUCAGCCCAGAUAUAAUGUCAGUAGGUAGUGCUUACUAGCAGCUCAGCCCCAGAUAUAAUUUCAGUAGGUAGUGCUUACUAGCACCUCAGCCCUAGAUAUAAUGUCCGUAGGUAGUGCCUACUAGCAGCUCAGCCCCAAAUAUAAUGUCCGUAGGUAGUGCCUACUAGUAGCUCAGCCCCAGAUAUAAUGUCCGUAGGUGGUGCCUACUAGCAGCUCAGCCCCAGAUAUAAUGUCCGUAGGUAGUGCCUACUAGCAGCUCAGCCCCAGAUAUAAUGUCCGUAGGUGGUGCCUACUAGCAGCUCAGCCCCAGAUAUAAUGUGCGUAGGUAGUGCCUACUAGCAGCUCAGCCCCAGAUAUAAUGUCUGUAGGUAGGGCCUACUAGCAGCUCAGCCCCAGAUAUAAUGUCCGUAGGUAGUGCCUACUAGCAGCUCAGCCCCAGAUAUAAUGUGCGUAGGUAGUGCCUACUAGCAGCUCAGCCCCAGAUAUAAUGUCCGUAGGUAGUGCCUACUAGCAGCUCAGCCCCAGAUAUAAUGUCCGUAGGUAGUGCCUACUAGCAGCUCAGCCCCAGAUAUAAUGUCCGUAGGUAGUGCCUACUAGCAGCUCAGCCCCAGAUAUAAUGUCCGUAGGUAGUGCCUACUAGCAGCUCAGCACCAGUCCUAUUGUAAACCCUUUCUGCAGUAUACAAGGGUAAAUGUUGGAGGUAAAAUCCUGCAUCAGGUCAGGUACCCACAGAAUACCCACAAAGUGGUUUUGGGCAGAAAGAUGCCAGUUCUCUAACCAUGUGAGCGGUCCACAGAUACCCUGCCUGGGUUGGGCAUGGGUCUGCCCAACUGGAUUCACUCAGGACUCUAGCUGGAGGUUUAUUGGUGCUUCUUAUAAUCACAGUUAUCACACAUUACAUCAGAUCACAAAUCUGGAACAUGAUCCAUGUACUGAAAAAUAUGUUUUACCCUUGAUUUAAGAUGGAAAAAAAAAUGUGAAAUUUUAAAGCCUACCACUGCAAAUGUUAUUUAGUCUGUGUUCGGUUGUUCAUCGAAACUUGAAUAUAUUUGCAUCUGUCAUUCUGAUGAUAUGAAUACAAUAUUAAAAUACCAAUAAAGAUGUUUUUACUUAA